This is a messenger RNA of Staurois parvus, 308 nucleotides long. NCBI's taxonomy places the organism in Eukaryota, Metazoa, Chordata, Amphibia, Anura, Ranidae. The record is from the annotation of a GenBank genome assembly.
UCCGGGUUGGGCAGUGAAUGGGGGAAGUGCGGGUGCUGCAGAAUUUGUGGGCUGCCAAUCGGGAUUUGCAAGCACAUCCGAAAGGAUACUAGGGGCGUAGAGCCUGUGUGCGAAUUAUUGGUGGUUGCGGGACAAUACUCACCACUGCACCAGCUUGUACUGCACUUAUGGGACUCACCACGUCACCAAGUGAUACUGCAGUGCUGAUAUGUGAAAGACCAGGACGUACUAGGCCACUAGUGUUCGCCAGUUCACCAAAAGGUAGCGCAGCACUAGUACUGGCACUCUGCUGCAUAUGAGUGUCAUCA